This is a messenger RNA of Lodderomyces pseudojiufengensis, 1758 nucleotides long. It is a transcript of the gene GPT1, whose product is annotated as Gpt1p. NCBI's taxonomy places the organism in Eukaryota, Fungi, Ascomycota, Pichiomycetes, Serinales, Debaryomycetaceae. The transcript has a single exon. Bases 1 to 1758 code for a protein of 585 amino acids. Gene Ontology annotation, cellular component: membrane. Gene Ontology annotation, biological process: transmembrane transport. The record is from RefSeq and is a predicted model, not a curated record. Gene Ontology annotation, molecular function: transmembrane transporter activity.
AUGAAAUCAGGUUUCACUUCUUCGGUAAACUCAACACCUCAAGAUCAGGAACUUCAACCUAUAAAAUCCAAAGUAUACGUUGAUGAUUUACAUAUUACCUCAAUUUUAUCCAAUCGAGGGGCAGUCAUUAAUGUUGACCAUGAAAUAGAUGAUGACGAAGCUUUAAUAUUGGCAAUGGGUUAUAAGCAAGAGUUAAAAAGGGAAUUUUCAUUAUGGACUGUAUUUGGUGUUAGUUUUUCAGUUUUGGGAAUUCUUCCAUCAGUAGCUGCAACAUUUGAUUAUCAACAACUAGUUGCAGGAUUAUCACCAACAUGUUGGUUGAUUGCAGCACUUUUUAUAAUCAAUAUAUCUUUAAGUAUGGCCGAAAUUGCGUCUGCAUUUCCAUGUUCAGCUGGUACACCAUAUGCUGUUUCUCAAUUAGCUCCACCAUUUUGGAAAGCUUAUUUAACAUGGUUCACAUGCUGGUCUAAUUGGUUAUGUCAAGUAACAGCUGCUCCAUCUGUUUCUUACUCAAAUGCUUGUUUAAUUUUGGGUAUUUAUUCAUACAACAGUUCUUCAUACACCCCAACAAAUGCUCAAAUAUUUGGACUAGCCACUGCAAUUAUGAUAGUGUGUGGAUUGAUGUGCUCAACAACUUCAAGAUGGGCAGCAAGAUUUAGUUCAACUGGUACGGUUUGUAAUAUUUUCUUUUUAGUCAUAGUGUUUGUGAUGGUUUUGGGUGGUAACAAUCGUGCAGAGGUUCAGAAUAAACCAAUUCCAAAAUUUAAUUCAAAUUCAAAAGCAUGGAGUUUAGAUAAUCAAACUGAUUGGCCAACUGGUAUUGCUUUUCUCCUUUCAUUUCUUGGUUGUAUUUGGGGUGCUUCUGGUGCUGAUGCUCCAUUACACGUGGCAGAAGAGUGUUCCAAUGCUUCACUUGUUGUUCCAAGAGCCAUCGUGUUGACUUCAAUGUCAGGUUUAUCUAUUGGAUUUAUUUUCAUUAUAGCAAUCGCAUACACCUUAUAUGAUUUGGCUGAAAUUGCUGCUGAUCCUCAAGGAUUAGGUCAACCUUUUUUAACUUAUCUUUCACAAAUUAUGAAACAUGAUCUAUUGAAUGCUGCUAUUGCUUUAACAAUCAUAUCUUCAUUCUUCAUGUCAUAUACUUGCCUAUUUGCUGCAUCCAGAGUCACAUAUGCUUAUUCGAGAGACGGUUUGUUCCCUGGCUCUAAAAUUUGGAAGAGAGUUUCACCAUUAACUCAUACUCCUAUAUGGGCUGUUGUUUUUAAUAUUAUAAUUGGUGAAUUAUUAUUAUUAUUGAUUUUUGCGGGAGAUGUAGCUAUAGGUGCUAUAUUUAGUGUUGGAGGAAUACUGGGGUUUGUCAGUUUUGUUAUGCCAACUUUGCUCAAGAUCACAUAUGCUAGAAACACAUUUAAGAGAGGUCCUUGGCAUUUGGGAAAAUUAUCACAACCAAUUGGAUGGAUAUCAGUUGCAUUCAUUGGCUUAAUGGUACCAAUAUUGUGUUUCCCUACAGUUAAAGGUAAAAACUUAUCACUUCAAGACAUGAACUGGACUGUAGUGGUUUUCUUUGGUCCAUUACUUUUAGCAACAAUUUGGUUUCUUGUAGAUGCACAUAAGUGGUAUAUUGGUCCGAGAAGCAAUAUAAAUGAAAUAGAUAUUACUUACCCAGAUGAACUUGAUGGCGAAGAUACCCUGGAAAAUACUCAAGUAAUUGAAGCACAAACAGUUCAUGACUUUGGUGAUGAAAAAAAAGGUGAAAAAUAG